Molecule: messenger RNA, 447 nt
Organism: Aspergillus calidoustus
Lineage: Eukaryota; Fungi; Ascomycota; Eurotiomycetes; Eurotiales; Aspergillaceae
Source: the annotation of a GenBank genome assembly
AUGAUUAUCUCAAGCGUCUGGCCGUGCAUGGGAAUUGUCGUCAUCUCAUUGCUUCCCAACACUUCAGAGCACAGGUGGGUAAAAUGGGGCAUGUUUGACAUGAGAGAUGUCUUUUCUUUGGCAUUAUUCCUCAGCUGGGUCACAUCCAGCGUCACCGGCAGGACCAAGCGGAAUGUCGUCUCCGCACUCACCCUGGUCUCCUAUUGUGUUGGCAACAUGAUCGGCGCUCAGGUCUUCCAAUCAAAGGACGCCCCUCGCUAUAUUCCAGGCACGAUUACAUGCUGCGUAUGCUUCGGACUAGGGGUAAUUCUCAUUAUCGUGUGGCGAUUGUGGUACAUGUACAUGAACAGACGCCGAGACCGGUUGGCGGCAGAGUCUGGCCUGUCCGAGGAGGAGCUCAAGCAGAUGGGCAUGCAGUUGGGAAUGCAGGACAAGACGGAUCUUUAG